Messenger RNA from Lodderomyces elongisporus, 573 nucleotides. RefSeq names its product Arf family GTPase (gene SAR1). Gene Ontology annotation, molecular function: GTPase activity; GTP binding. Gene Ontology annotation, biological process: endoplasmic reticulum to Golgi vesicle-mediated transport; vesicle organization; membrane organization. NCBI's taxonomy places the organism in Eukaryota, Fungi, Ascomycota, Pichiomycetes, Serinales, Debaryomycetaceae. The transcript is spliced from 2 exons. Bases 1 to 573 code for a protein of 190 amino acids. Gene Ontology annotation, cellular component: COPII vesicle coat; endoplasmic reticulum exit site. The record is from RefSeq and is a predicted model, not a curated record.
AUGUGGAUUUUUGAUUGGUUUCAAGAUAUAUUAGCCUCGCUUGGUUUAUGGAACAAGCAUGCCAAAUUGUUGUUUCUUGGUUUGGACAAUGCGGGAAAGACUACACUUUUGCACAUGUUGAAGAAUGAUAGAUUAGCCACUUUGCAACCGACCUUGCACCCUACCUCUGAGGAAUUGGCUAUUGGUUCUGUGAGGUUUACAACUUUUGAUCUUGGUGGACAUCAACAGGCCAGAAGAUUAUGGAAGGACUAUUUCCCUGAGGUGAAUGGGAUUGUUUUCUUAGUUGAUGCGGCUGACUCUGAGAGGUUUGCUGAGUCCAAGGCUGAGUUGGAGUCGUUGUUUAAGAUUGAAGAGUUGAGUCAAGUUCCAUUUGUUAUUUUGGGUAACAAGAUUGAUGUGCCCACUGCAGUUGGUGAGAUGGAGUUGAAGAAUGCUUUGGGAUUGUACAAUACUACUGGAAAGGAUACAGGUAAGUUGCCAGAGGGCCAAAGACCUAUUGAGGUGUUUAUGGUCUCGGUGGUGAUGAGGUCUGGAUACGGAGAUGCAUUCAAAUGGUUGUCACAAUACAUUUAA